Messenger RNA from Aphis gossypii (cotton aphid), 1248 nucleotides. RefSeq lists its product as uncharacterized. NCBI's taxonomy places the organism in Eukaryota, Metazoa, Arthropoda, Insecta, Hemiptera, Aphididae. The record is from RefSeq and is a predicted model, not a curated record. The transcript has a single exon. The coding region runs from base 1 to 1248 and encodes 415 amino acids.
AUGGAUGACACAUAUUUAGAUGUAACGGCCGGUUAUGUCGACGAUUGUAAAAUAACUCAAAUGCAAUAUCAUUCGUUCACACCGUAUUCAAACACGUCUUUUUCAUACAAUGAUGAAAUUAGAAUAAAUAUUCAAAAUAUGGAAUCUUACACUCUACCGUGUGAAAGUUAUAUUUACAUUGAAGGAAAGCUAAGAAAACCUUUAGAUUCUGAAGGAGACGUACGUUUUUCGAAUAAUGGUUUGGCAUUUUUAUUCUCCGAAAUGCGAUAUGAAAUAAAUGGAAUAGAAAUACAAAAAUUGAAAUCACCCGGAGUGUCGUCUUGCCUGAAAGCAUACUGUUCAUAUACACCAAGUGACUUGAAUACGUUAGACAAUUGUGCUUGGGACUCGGGCUUGGACGGCGAAGAUAAUAACAAUUUUAUGAGCAACGAUGUAUUUACCGGUUGUAUACCUCUAAAACAUUUAUUCGGAUUUUGCGAAGAUUAUAAAAAAAUAUUACUAAAUUGCAAUCAACAACUGAUUUUAAAUCGCUCGUCUACCGAUUUAGACGCAUUACGUAUGACGCAAACCAUGACCCCCGAAAACGUUGAAAAAAAUAAAAAAAUUACGAUUGAAUUGAUUAAAGUGAUAUGGAAGAUGCCUAUAAUCAGAGUUAAUGAUAAAGAAAAAUUAAAACUGUUGAAAGUGAUAGAUUCACGUAAAACGUUAUCAUGUGCGUUCAGAACCUGGGAUCUAUGUGAAUAUCCUGUACUACCUAGAAACACUUCACAUUCAUGGACGAUAAAGUCUAGCAGCUUGCUUGAAAAACCAAGAUUUAUUUUGUUUGGAUUACAAACAGAUAGAAAAAAAAAUAUAGAAAACGACGCUGGGCGCUUUGACCACUGCCAACUAAAAAAUCUUAAGGUACACUUAAAUUCUGAAGUGUUUCCAUAUGAAGACUUUCGUGCUGAUUUUAAAAAUAAUACCAUCAGCUUACUGUAUAAAGCCUAUACAGACUUUCAAAAAUCGUAUUACGAGAGAGAUUAUUCUGAACCAUUGUUAUCAAAAAAUGUUUUUCAAACAUAUGUUCCAAUCGUCGUUGUCGAUUUAUCGCAUCAGAAUGAUAACGUAAAAGCAUCGACCAUAGACCUACGAGUAGAAUUUGAAACGGAUACGGUUAUUCCUGAGAAAACUGCAGCUUAUUGUUUAAUUUUACAUGAUCAGAUUACAACUUAUAACCCGUUUAGCGGUGAUGUUAGAAAACUGUGA